Messenger RNA from Callorhinchus milii (elephant shark), 1834 nucleotides. It is a transcript of the gene dbh, whose product is annotated as dopamine beta-hydroxylase (dopamine beta-monooxygenase). The coding region runs from base 7 to 1824 and encodes 605 amino acids. Lineage: Eukaryota; Metazoa; Chordata; Chondrichthyes; Chimaeriformes; Callorhinchidae. The record is from RefSeq and is a predicted model, not a curated record. Gene Ontology annotation, cellular component: secretory granule membrane. The transcript is spliced from 12 exons. Gene Ontology annotation, molecular function: copper ion binding; dopamine beta-monooxygenase activity. Gene Ontology annotation, biological process: octopamine biosynthetic process; dopamine catabolic process; norepinephrine biosynthetic process.
CUGCGGAUGCGCGAGGCUGUGUCCAUCUAUCUGACACUUGUGUUGGUGGUCCUGGGCAUCCUCGUGGCCUCGUUCAAGCCCCCGGUCCCUGAGGAGAGGCCUUUCCCCUACCAGGUGCCCCUGGACCCCCACGGUCGCAUGCUCCUGGCCUGGAACGUCAGCUUUUCCCGGGAAACGGUGUGCUUCCAGCUGCUGGUCCGGGAGGUGGGCUUCGGGCUGGUGUUUGGGAUGUCGGACAGAGGAGAGGUCAGCAACGCUGAUCUGAUAGUGCUGUGGAGCGAUGAACACGGCUCCUACUUUGGGGAUGCCUGGAGUGACGAGCGAGCUCAGGUACACCUGGAUGAGCACCAGGAUUACCAGCUGCGGGAGGCACUGGAUGGCCCUGAAGGCUUCAGCCUCAUCUUCUGCAGAAAGUUCGAUACUUGUGAUGUUCGGGAUUACCUUAUUGAGGACGGGACGGUCCACCUCCUGUACGGGUUCCUGGAGAGUCCGGUCCCCUCGCUGGCGGCACUGAACCUGGGGGCGGUGGGGGUGGGGGUGCAGCGAGUGCAGCUGCUGAAGGCUGAGAUGCCAAAACCCCACCUGCCCCCCGACGUCAAACAGCUGGAGAUCCUGGCCCCCAACGUGAACAUCCCUGAGCAGGAGACCACCUACUGGUGUUACAUCAGCCAGCUGCCACGCCACUUCCCCAAACAUCACAUCGUCAUGUACGAGCCGGUGGUGGUGAAGGGGAACGAGGCUCUGGUGCACCACAUGGAGGUGUUCCAGUGCGCUGCAGAGUUUGACACGAUCCCAGCCUACAGUGGGCCGUGCGACUCCAAGAUGAAGCCGGGGCGUCUGAACUCCUGUCGUCACGUCCUGGCCGCCUGGGCCAUGGGGGCAAAGCCGUUUUAUUAUCCUGCUGAGGCCGGGCUCGUUAUCGGUGGGCCGAAUUCCUCCCGGUACUUACGUCUGGAGGUUCAUUACCACAACCCUCUGCUGCUACGCGGCCGCAGGGACUCCUCUGGGAUCCGCCUGCACUACACGCCCACAUUACGCCGCUAUGACGCGGGCAUCAUGGAGCUGGGGCUGGUCUACACACCCCUGAUGGCAAUCCCACCGCACGAGGCUUCCUGGGUGCUGACUGGGUACUGCACAGCACAGUGCACCCAGCAGACUCUCCCGCCAUCUGGAAUCCACAUCUUUGCCUCACAGCUGCACACGCACCUGGCGGGGACGGAGGUGCAGACAGUGCUGGUCCGGAACGGGGUGCAAGUGCAGGUGGUGAACGCCGACACACAUUACAGCACCCACUUCCAGGAGAUCCGCAUGUUAAAGUCGGAGGUCACAGUCCGUCCGGGAGACGUGCUGAUAACAUCGUGUACGUACAGCACCAGUGCUCGCACACACAUCACCCUGGGCGGUUUUGGGAUCCAGGAGGAGAUGUGUGUGAAUUACGUGCACUACUAUCCUCAGAGCAAGCUGGAGUUGUGUAAGAGUGCCGUGGACCCAGACUCGCUGCAAAAAUACUUCCGCUUCAUCAACAGUCUGGCUGAGGACAGUGUGUGUAGCUGCCCCUCGGAGCCGGUGUCCCAACAGUUCCAGGCCGUGUCCUGGGAUUCCUUCAGCAAACACGUGCUCCGCCUCCUGUAUGCCUCCGCCCCCAUCUCCAUGGACUGCAACCGCUCCUCCGCAGUUCGUUUCCCGGGAAACUGGGAACGGCAGCCUCUGCCGGUGAUCUCCUCGGUGCUGCCAGAGCCACGGCCUCUCUGUGCCGCUGCCCCUCGCCCGCCCCCCGCGUCACCAGGCCUGGUCCAGGCCAUCAGCCGCACCUUCAGUAACUAAAGGUCUGGAG